This is a messenger RNA of Erpetoichthys calabaricus (reedfish), 2487 nucleotides long. It is a transcript of the gene elmod1, whose product is annotated as ELMO/CED-12 domain containing 1. Gene Ontology annotation, molecular function: GTPase activator activity. The record is from RefSeq and is a predicted model, not a curated record. The transcript has 11 exons. The coding region runs from base 354 to 1334 and encodes 326 amino acids. Lineage: Eukaryota; Metazoa; Chordata; Cladistia; Polypteriformes; Polypteridae.
UGAGCACGUCCGAGUGCAGGUGGGGGCUCCCGCCUCGCCAGCUUGUCGCUUAGAGACGAGAGGCAACGCCGAGCGCGCGCAUACGCAAGCAGAAGAAGGGAGAUACGACGAAGAACGCGCUGGGACGGCGGCCGUUAUCCGGACAGAAAGCGGACGAACAAGGCGACCUGGAGGAGAAGGGUUUUGCUUUUCUGUAGUUCCAUUCGGUUCAUGUUGCUUUCUUAAGGUAGGACCGAACAUCGCGUCGGGGGUAAUUAACCAUCCAUCGGCGACAAAGUGCACACCAUCCCUUGGUGGAGCCGAGCUUGUCGGUACUUGCAUAAUAAAGUAAAACUGACAAACAGAAAAGGAAAAUGAAACAUUUUCUCAGGACACUGGUUCAGUUUUUCCUCUUCUUCUAUUGUAAAUGCCUUUGGCGGUGUCUGAAGUUUGUCCUGAGGAAGGUGACUGGACGAUGUGAACUUCAACGAAUUUGUUACUCUAAUAAACCAGGGGCACGUAGAACACUAAAGAUUGAGUCUUCUCUUCGCUUCUCUAAAAAUGAGCUGUUGCAGAAGGCAGUAAGUGCCCAUCCAGAUGCUGUCGAGAAAACUACAGAGGAUAUCAUGAAGUUGAAAAGGAUUAACCCAGAUACCAAUCCUCAACUGGGAAUAUCUUUGCAAGCUAGCCUUUUGCAGAUUAUUGGAUAUCGAAAUUUGAUUGUUGAAGUUGAAAAGCUGCGGAGAGAAUCAUAUGAUUCUGAGAAUCCAGAGCAUGAAAAGAUGCUGCUGAAGCUCUGGAGUUCUCUACGACCUGAUACAGCUCUUAAAGGCCGCAUCACGAAACAGUGGUGUGAAAUUGGUUUCCAAGGCGAUGACCCUAAAACAGAUUUCAGAGGAAUGGGAUUGCUUGGUUUAUAUAACUUAGUCUACUUUGCAGAAUAUGACAGUGUCACCUCUCAACAGUUAUUGCAUGAUUCUCUUCAGCCAAAAUACAGUAAGAUGGACAAGCUUGAGUGGGAAAAGAAAAAGUUUGAUAAAGCUAUCGGAUAUUCAUUUGCCAUUGUUGGAAUAAACAUAACUGAAUUGGCCUACUCUUUACUUGUAAGUGGCGCACUAAAGACACACUUGUACAAUGUUGCACCUGAAGCCCCAGUGCUGGCACACUUUCAACAGACAUUCUGUUACCUCAUGCAGGAAUUUCACACAUUUUGGAUGGAAGAAGAUCCAUGCGAUAUCAUGGAGUUCAAUAGAGUGCGCAGCAAGUUUCAUAAGCGGAUCCUGAAACAGCUGCGGAACCCCGACACAGCUCUCUGUCCACACUUCUCAGCUUCGGAUCAUUUGAUCAAUCUGUAGCUGCUCUCUUGAGCCAUUCACUCAAGCACCACUUGUCUUGUUGCACAUUUAUUUGGACCACUAUGACUGUCACGUUGAACAUGCAGCCUUGAUGUUCACCAGCACAUUAAAUGGCCAUGGCGAAUGUAUGCAUGCCAUCAAUUCAUGUCAUGUGACAGCUGUGUUUGAACCCUCUCUCAUUCACCACAUGCAGUCACUGACAUUGAUGUUUCAUUACAUAUCAGUUUUGUUUUUUUUUCUGAGAGAGGGUGUGAAGACUGACCAGUUACUUGAAAUGUUGCUGCAAGCCUGCAGUGCUACUAUACUCAAACUUACUGUAUAUGUUUUUAUAUUUUUAUAAUCAUUUUCCAUACCAUCAUCAUUUUUAAUGGUGGGUUGGGGAGGGUGGGGCAAGUGUUGUAAAUAAUUUAACUAUAAAGCUGUGUAUAGUCUUUUAAAGCCCUUAAAAUUCUUACAGUUGCACAACCAUAUAGGUGUAGAAAUUGAGAUAUUUGCUACUUUCAUUCAUUUUGAAAAUGCCUCAGGAUGCAUGUAAUAAAUUAUCAAAAGCGAGUUCACAAUAAUGUUUAAAUAUUUCUCUUUUCUUAUAUAAUAUUAGUAUGUAAAGCUUGCUGUAAUAGUGUUGUGCUGCAAGCUGUAGUACGCAAAGCUCUAGUAACUGCUAGAUGUUUAUUUUCUAUCUGAAUGCUCUUUCUGAAUUAUUUAUUUUGUUACAUGAUGCUUGCUUAUUAAUGGUAACUAUCCAUCGGUUAUAUACUUAAUGCAUUCCCUUUGAGACAUAUUAUCCACUGCCAUUAAACAGCUUUGAUUUCAUAUAUUUCAUUAGUGAUAAGGUAUGUGCAGCUAUUUUCAAGUGUGCAGGAGUAGAGGACUUUGUUCUAGAGUGCAAUAAUGUAGACCUGGGUAACCUGAAGAGGCCGUCCAGGGGUAAACAAAAACAACAACCUUAGCAGACACACUGAAGCUGGGUUAGUAAAUGCUUAAGUCCAUCAGCCUCUCAGUGCAGUGUAUAAUGUGGUAUAUGCCUCCAGUGUGUCGCAACAGUUUAGCUUAGUCCACUGUGUAAUGUGAAAAGGCUUACUGUAUUCUUUAAGAAGGAUGUUUUUUCUUUGUUUAUUAAGAUUCACAAAAUAAACAUCCAAACACUUGAGAA